Molecule: messenger RNA, 2195 nt
Organism: Grus americana (Whooping crane)
Lineage: Eukaryota; Metazoa; Chordata; Aves; Gruiformes; Gruidae
Gene: INSM1
Product: INSM transcriptional repressor 1
Biological process (GO): regulation of cell cycle process; neuron differentiation; negative regulation of transcription by RNA polymerase II
Cellular component (GO): nucleus; transcription repressor complex
Molecular function (GO): DNA-binding transcription repressor activity, RNA polymerase II-specific; RNA polymerase II cis-regulatory region sequence-specific DNA binding
Source: RefSeq, a predicted model, not a curated record
AGGCGGGGCCGGGCGUGUGCCGCCGCCGGGGGCCGCGCGGGCGGGCGGGGGCUCAGGUGCACCCGCUCCGCCCGCCGCCGCCGCCCGCCGCGGCGCCGCUGAUUGGCCCGUCCCGCCGCCGCCGGCCCGAACAAUGGCCCCGGCCCGCUUAAAGGCGGCGGCGGCCGCGCCGCGGGCAGAGCGAGGCGUGCGCCGCGGCCGCCGCCGGCGCGGAGGCGGCGCGAAGAUGCCCCGGGGCUUCCUGGUGAAGCGCAGCCGGCGGCCCACCCCCGUCUCCUACCGGGCGCGCUGCUGCCGCGAGGCCGCCGCCGGCUCGCCGCUCCCCGCCGCCGGCGGCGCCCCUCCGCCGCCCCCGCCGCUGCGGGACUCGCCGCCGCCGGUGCCGUUCGGGACGCCCGAUGCCGCCGUGCAGGCGCUGUACAGCCCCACGCGGCCCGUCAGCAGGGACAAGUACCUGGAGCGGGGCUUCAGCCUGGGCUCGCCCGUCUCGGCCGAGUCCUUCCCCGCCCCGGCCGUGCCCGGCACCAUGGACCCGCUCCUCUUCGCCCCGGCCGAGCUCAAGCUCUGGGCCGCCGCCGCCGGCCACGCCGAGCCGCCCGCCGGCCACGCCGCCGCCGCCCCCGGUCCCGGCGGAGCCCCGGCCGCGCCGCCCGCCCCGGCCGCGCCGCCCGCCUCGGGCCGCCCGCCGCCCGCCAAACGCCCGCCGAGCGCCGCGGAGCCCGGCCGGCAGAAGGCCCCGUCGGGCAAGAAGGCGAAGGCGAUCCGCAAGCUGACCUUCGAGGACGAGGUGACCACGUCGCCCGUGCUGGGGCUGCGCAUCAAGGAGGGCCCGGUGGAGGCGCCGGCCAAGGCGCGGGGCGGCUGCGCCCGGCCGCUGGGCGAGUUCAUCUGCCAGCUCUGCAAGGAGGAGUACGGGGACCCCUUCGCGCUGGCGCAGCACCGCUGCUCCCGCAUCGUCCGGGUGGAGUACCGCUGCCCCGAGUGCGACAAGGUCUUCUCCUGCCCCGCCAACCUCGCCUCGCACCGCCGCUGGCACAAGCCGCGCCCGCCCGCCGCCAAGGGCGGCCCCGAGGCGGGCAGGGCGCCGGCGGAGGAGCCGCCGAAGGAGGCGAGCGGCAGCGGCAGCGAGCGGGACACGCCGAGCCCCGGCGGCGCCUCGGAGGCGGGCUCCGAGGAGGGGCUCUUCGAGUGCCCCCGCUGCGCCAAGCGGUUCCGCCGGCAGGCCUACCUGCGCAAGCACCUGCUGGGCCACCCGGCCCCGGGACCCGCGCCGGGACCCGCACCGGCCCCGGAGCCCGCCGCCGAGGAGCCGCCCGCGCCGCCGCCCGCCGAGUGCCGCCUGUGCCCCGUCUGCGGGGAGACCUUCCCCAGCAAGAGCAGCCAGGAGCGGCACCUCCGCCUGCUGCACGCCGCCCAGGUCUUCCCCUGCAAGUACUGCCCGGCCACCUUCUACAGCUCGCCCGGCCUCACCCGGCACAUCAACAAGUGCCACCCGUCCGAGAACAGGCAGGUCAUCCUGCUCCAGGUGCCGCUGCGUCCCGCCUGCUAGAGCCGCCCGUGCCUUCCCGGGGCCGAGCGCGUCCCGCGGGCUGCGCUUUGGACUCGCCACGCGAUUAGCUUUAAUACGGCUUGUGAACUGCUGGAAUCUGGCUUUACGUUCACCUUUCCGGGGUCUCUUUAUUUUAUUUUCUUUUUUUUUUUUUGUUUUGUUCGUUUUGGUUUUUAUAAAUGUGAACAGAUCAAACCGCUUGAGGAGAAAUGAGAAUUUCCUUUAGUGUAGCCACAAAUGCCUUGACUCUGCUGUUGAUGGUCUCCAGAAAAUGCUGUAGAAACUGCCUUAACUGUGACAUGCCAACUUUCUGGUUUUGUUCGGUUUUGCCCUUACUAAGGUAGCUCAUGAGUUGACUAUCUGUAUAUGUUGGUUUGAGUAAUUAUGUUAUUUAUUCGUUAUUUAUUUAUAUUAAUUAUGAAGAUUGAUAUUAUUUGAUCGCAGAUAUUCUAAUGUGCUUUUUUGUCUCCCCCUGCCUGCCAUUUCACUGUGCGUUUUAGAAGAUCUUUUUUUCUAAAGGGGUCUGCUAAAAAGGUUUUAACUUUUAUACCUAGAAUGACACACGAUCUUAACCAUUUUAUCCUGUGCAACUGACAGCUCUUACUUUUAGAUGCAAUCUCUUUUUCUACACACAUUAUUUUCUUAA